Messenger RNA from Rotaria sp. Silwood1, 893 nucleotides. NCBI's taxonomy places the organism in Eukaryota, Metazoa, Rotifera, Eurotatoria, Philodinida, Philodinidae. The record is from the annotation of a GenBank genome assembly.
AUGAGCAAAGAUUGGGAACGUUGGCGUGAUGGUAAAAUUUGGAAAAAGUUUGAGCGUCGUGAUGGUUGCAUAUGUACUCGUACUUAUACUUAUUCUUAUUCUUAUGAUGAUCUUGUUCGUCGUGGUUAUCAUGAUAAUGAGAGUUAUACUAAUACUGAUAAUGGUCAUUUUGGUCUUAAUACUGUUGGUUCUUAUGAUCGUUAUGAUCGUGCUACUAAAGAUCGUUAUGGUGAUACUAUAUAUCAUGGUGAUCCUGAUCAUCGUUAUGGUGCUCGUUAUAGUACUGGUCUUUCUUUUCUUGAUUGUCGUAAUUAUGAUCGUGGUACUUGCUUUUGUGUUGACAAUGGUACGGCUUAACUGUUUUUUUUUGCAUUAAUUCAGAAAAGUGGUGAAAACAGGGUGAAUCAAGCAUGCCACGAUCUUGAGAUUGAGUAAAAUAAAAUAAAAUGAAAAGAGUUAAAAUCUAUGGAAACAUCUCAUCCAUUGACGUCAAAUGUAGGUCAUGUUUGGAUAGAAUGUAUCCACAGUAGAUGCAGCUCAACAAGUACGUACGACUUAUCGAACGAGGAUCACAAAAUCAGAACAGGAAUCGAACCUGUAUCUUUCAAUAACCAGUCGGUUCAUUCUAUCCUCGAACGAUCUGAUUUUCUCUUGAAUUAAGAUACUUAUUACUGUACUAUGUUAAUUUAUUUUCGAUGUUGUAUAGCGUGUGUGUCUGGGUUAUGCUGUGUACCAAAGGGUUUGUUUUAGUUACGAUACAUUUGAUGAAUUCUUUUUUCGGAUGUUAUAAGUGGUAUGUGGGCAGCACCUAUCACCCAGUCAGACGAAUAAGGAAAAACUACGCGUUAAAAAAAUGAACGAAAAUAAAAUCGCAAAAAUCGCUUAUUGUGAGG